Messenger RNA from Fusarium musae, 522 nucleotides. RefSeq lists its product as uncharacterized. Gene Ontology annotation, molecular function: diaminopimelate epimerase activity. The transcript has a single exon. Bases 1 to 522 code for a protein of 173 amino acids. Gene Ontology annotation, cellular component: cytosol. NCBI's taxonomy places the organism in Eukaryota, Fungi, Ascomycota, Sordariomycetes, Hypocreales, Nectriaceae. The record is from RefSeq and is a predicted model, not a curated record.
AUGUCUACUAUCAGGUUCGAGAAAAUGCAUGCCAAUGGCGACGACUUUGCCAUUAUUGAUCUCCGCGACCAGGACAUCAUAAUCGAUCAGGAUAUUGCGAGACGGCUUGGAGAUCGAAAUCGCGGGAUCGGAUUCAACCAACUCGUGGUUCUGUCAGCUUGCAAAGAUGCAGCAGCUUAUCUGGAUUUUUGGAAUGCAGACGGUUCAAUAUUGAACGCAUGUGGGAGUGCUACCCGUGGUGUGGCCUGGAAGCUGAUGCGUGAAACUGGCUCAUCCACUACGACUCUAAGGACGAUCCGGGGGCUCCUACAAUGCCACAAGGUUUCGGAUAACUUCAUUGCCGUCAGUAUGGGCUCUCCUCUUAUAGACUGGCGCGAGAUUCCAACCGCCCAAGAGGUCGAUACACUCAAGCUGCCUCUAUCUGGAGAUCCCGCGGCGUGCAAUAUGGGAAAUCCACAUUGCACGUUCUUCGUGAACGAUCUGGCGGCCGUGGACGUCAUGGUGCGUGGCUCAGCUAUCUAA